GCAGAAGCGGGUACAGCAAACGACAAUCAAGCUAUUGAUGGCGGAGGUAAUCAACGAGCAACAUCAAGUGGGUCUACUGGGUGGUGCUCAUCUGGCUGCUGCGGUGCACGAAAGAGGAACGACGAUGAUUAAGGGUAGGUUAAAGGUGCUUUUCUUACCGCUUUUUAUGCCUCUCCUAAGGGAGAAAGGCAUAGCAAGCGGGGUAAGCGAGCACCAAAAGCCUACCUCUAAGAUGAGGAGAUAAGUCUGCUCACUGAAGAGCAAGAUCAACAUGUGGCUGGAGGUGAUACUACCGAGGGCCAAGGCGCUGUGGAUGGAGCUGAACAAGAGUCAGCCUCAGGAUCCUCUAGUCGUGGAGGUGGCUCUUCCUCUAGCCAGCAAGGUAGAAGAGGUGCUACAACGAGCUCAGGAGCAUCAACAGCCGAACCUAAAGUUAAGGGUACCGUGAGAGCGUAUAAUAUAGAUACACCAUUUUUUACUCAGCUUCUACUUCUUUCUUAGAAACGUCGAGUGAAAGACUGACGUUCCAAGAAAAGAUGUCCUUUGGGUACCCCUAACAAAGUGUUUUACGAUGGAAUGCCCACAGCCUGGGGCUUCGCUUGGAUCUGGUUUCACGAAAUAUUUUUCCGUGGUGUCCAACUCCCCAGGGAAGAGCGUAGUCGUCGUUUGGCCCUACUUCGCGCUAUCAAGAAAGCAGAACGGGAAUGGUACAUACGACGUGUGGAACGACGAACGAUGCAACAGACUUCUGCUGCAGGAUCCGGGUCCAAUAACGAAGGAAAUAAUAGUAGUAAAAUAAGUAGACUCUCCACCAGUUCCUCAAUUAGAACGCUUGGGAGCAGUGUUGGUUCAACAGGAGAUAGCGCUAAUGGCAGGUCAGGCAAGUUUGGAGGAUCACAAUCAGCGUCAGAGAAUACGCUUACGACCCGUGGG
Molecule: messenger RNA, 933 nt
Organism: Amoebophrya sp. A25
Lineage: Eukaryota; Dinophyceae; Syndiniales; Amoebophryaceae
Source: the annotation of a GenBank genome assembly